Molecule: messenger RNA, 3148 nt
Organism: Papaver somniferum (opium poppy)
Lineage: Eukaryota; Viridiplantae; Streptophyta; Magnoliopsida; Ranunculales; Papaveraceae
Product: putative SWI/SNF-related matrix-associated actin-dependent regulator of chromatin subfamily A member 3-like 1
Exons: 3
Coding region: 106-2688 (860 amino acids)
Molecular function (GO): ATP binding; hydrolase activity, acting on acid anhydrides, in phosphorus-containing anhydrides; nucleic acid binding
Source: RefSeq, a predicted model, not a curated record
ACGUUACAUAGAGAAAAAUAAGGGAGAAAAUAUUUCGAAUUCAAAACUACUCUCAAACAAAAACCUAACCUAACCUCUCCAGUGUCUCCGACUCGUUUUUCACCGAUGAUGGCUGCUUCUUCUUCAACUCAAGAGGAGACAUACUUGUUAGGGUUUGUGACUGUUAACAUAGUUGGUCUACAACACUAUUUUGCUUCCAUUAAAGACCGUCAAGUGGUAGGUUUACUUCCAGAACCUUUCAAUUCUUAUGAUGAAAACGCAAUUAAAGUUCUAGAUGUUAAGAAAACUCAAACUCAAGUUGGAUACAUUGAGCGUUCUGCUGCUGCUAUUUUAUCUCCUCUAAUCGAUACUCGCCAAAUUCUUGUACAAGGUAUUGUACCUAAAACCCUAGGUGUUAACAAUCGAUAUAAAAAGCCUUGUCAGGUACAUAUUUUUGCAAAGAUUGAGGAUUUCGAAACUGUUAAAUCUGUGAUAAUGGAAUCUGGGUUGCAGUUGAUUUCUGGUUCUAAUCCAGCAUUUACUCAAUCAGAAUCUGCUAUUGUUAAAGAACUUCAACCAAAGAAAAAGUUUAAAAAGAUUGAUGAAGUUUUUAAUUUUGUGUCUGAUUCUGAGAAAGAAAAGGGUGUACGAUGGGAAGCCUUGGAACCACCUAAGGAAAUCAUCAAGACUGAGUUGUUAGAUCAUCAAAAGUUAGGGUUAGGUUGGUUGGUUCAUAGGGAGAAUUCUGAUGAAUUGCCACCUUUUUGGAUUGAGAAAGAAGGAGAUUAUGGGAAUUUGUUGACGGAUUUUCAUACAAGAGAACGGCCUGCACCUUUAAGAGGUGGGAUUUUUGCUGAUGACAUGGGUUUGGGGAAGACACUUACUUUACUAUCUUUAAUUGCUACUAACAGACCAGACAACACAAGUAACGGUAGUUUGGAUAAAUUGGGAGAAGACGGAGAACAGGAAGAACAAUGGUCUGUUUUAGUGAGUGGAAAUGAGUCUAAGAAGAGAAAGCAGAUACUGAAAACUGUUGACUCGAAUAAGAAACGUAGAACAAACACUGAUUUGGAGGAUGGAAAUUGUGGCGUUUUGGGGCCAAGGACGACGUUGGUUGUUUGCCCCCCAUCGGUUUUUUCGACGUGGGUAACACAACUAAAUGAACAUACAAGACCUGGUCAUUUGAAGGUGUACAUGUAUUAUGGAACACGAACAAAUGACCCCGAGGAGCUUCAGAAGUAUGAUAUUGUUUUGACAACUUACGGUACUCUCGCCUCUGAGUUUAAAAAUAGCGAAUCACCUGUCAAAAAGGUUAGCGAAUCUCCUAUCAAAAAGGUCAGCGAAUCUCCUAUCAGUAAGGUCGAGUGGUUCCGAGUUAUUUUGGAUGAGGCACAUGUUAUUAAGAAUGAGAAAUCUUCCCAAGCUGUAGCUGUUCUUUCUUUGAAAGCCUUGAGGAGGUGGGUAGUUACAGGAACACCUAUUCUGAAUGGCGCAUAUGAUUUGUAUUCUCUCGUGGCCUUCUUGAAGUUUGAGCCAUUGUCAGUUAAGAGUUAUUGGCAAACCCUGGUGCAACAACCACUUGAUAAAGGACAAUCGAUUGGGCUCUCACGUCUACAGAAUAUCAUGGCAAGCCUCUCUUUGCGAAGACAUAAGGACGAUGGUUUGGUCGAACUGCCACCUAAAACUGUUGAAACUUGUUUGGUGGAGCUCUCUGUUGAAGAAAGGGACAAGUAUGACCAAAUGCUAAUGGAUUAUCAAAAUGUGGUACGCAACUAUAUCCAUCGUGACAAUGUUGUGCUCAAUUACUCAAGAUUACUUAGUAUUGUUUUGAGGCUACGUCAGAUCUGUAACGAUGUAACCUUGUGUCCAACAGAAGAAUUACUUCCGUCAUACAACAUUGAAGAUGUAUCCAGUAAUCCUGAAUUGCUUCAGAAGUUGGUGUCAAUUCUACAAGAUGGAGAUGACUUUGACUGUCCAAUUUGCAUUUCUCCACCAACUGGUACCAUCAUCACAUGUUGUGCUCAUAUCUUUUGCAAAAACUGUAUUUUAAAAGCCAUCCAGAAGAAUUCUUGCUGCCCUUUGUGCCGUCACAGUCUUUCCGAGUCAGACCUCUUCUCUGCCCCACCAGAAGAAUCUUCCGAGGACUGUGAAAAUAGUGAUUCUUCAAAUGGAAGUAAUACCUACUCCUCUAAAGUUUCAGCACUGUUAAAACUUCUGAUAGCCUCUAGGAAGGAAAAUCCAUCAAGAAAAUCAGUCGUGUUUUCACAAUUUAGAAAGAUGUUGGUCUUACUCGAACGACCGCUAAAGGAUGCUGGUUUUAAGAUUUUGAGAUUAGAUGGAUCAAUGACCGCAACAAGGAGGGGUAAGGUGAUCAAAGAAUUCGAAAAUCAGGGGUCAGAUUCAGCUACUGUGCUUCUAGCAAGUCUUAAAGCUUCAGGAACUGGGAUAAAUCUUACGGCUGCGUCUAGGGUAUACUUGUUUGAGCCAUGGUGGAACCCUGCAGUUGAAGAACAGGCCAUGGACCGUGUUCACCGAAUAGGACAAAAGGAAGAUGUCAAGAUUGUGAGGCUAAUAGUUGAGAACAGCAUUGAGGAAAGGAUAUUGGAGUUACAGUCGGGGAAAAAGAAUUUAGGAAGUCAAGGUUCUAGAAAGAAUAAGGAUACGAGACAAAUGGGUGGUGAAGAUAUUCGCCUCUUAUUGGAUUUGUGAACUCUUCCUGGACUGUUACGAUGAUCAGUUACGUAUGUUCAUAUACACAAGUCUCACUCCAAAAGACUUUAAACCUUAUUUCAACUUCCCUUGGCUUCGGUUGGUUAUGUGUAGUCCUCACUUCUCACUCUUUUGCUCUUCCUGGGUUUUGCCACCAUAAUGUGGUUGGUUAUGUGUAGUCCUCACUUCUCACUCUUUUGCUCUUCCUGGGUCUUCCCACCAUAAUGUUCCCUGAUUGUCCUGGCUACUAACAUAGGUUUUGGAACCUCGGCAUUUUUGGUGUCGUAUUACUUUUUGAGGAAAAUGGCAAUUAGUUCAGUGUAAAUUCUGUUUGCAACUGCUAACAUUUUGCUGGAACAUGUUUUUAAGAAAUGCAAAGGCGAUGGUUCAGUAGGUACUAGUCUUUCUUGUGGUUAUUGCUUCUUGUUUUGCUGUUCUUUCUAUAUUCUUUAAUUUUGUU